AUAAAAUAAGAAAUUUUAAUUAGAGAUGAGUAACAGUGAUUGAGAAAUGGUGUGGUGAAGCAGUGGAGGGGGAUGCUUCAACAACAAACAUUCUUUCACUCUUCUCAGCAUAUACCUUCUACCUGAAGAACAAGUACAAAAAACACUUUCUUCCUUUCUCUUUCUCUUCUUCUUUGGUCAGCCAUGGAAGUGUGUUGGCAGAUACAGUCACCUACGAGUCUCAGACCGGGUUUCAAGCAAAAGGGUCGGCUCAAGAUUAAUACUUUUGUUGGUUUCCUUCCUCGCCCCAUUUCUAGUCUUGCUUCGUUGGAAAGCCAAUACAACUCAAAUGGGUUUCUACAUCAGAUCACAGCAAGUGCAGAUUUCUCUAGGAAGAAGCAAGGAAGAAUGUCAGCUUCAGGGCCUAAAAGCUCAGCUCCCAGAGGUUUUGGGCGACGAACAACAGUAGGAAGUUCUCAGAAAAGAACUCAGAAGAAGAGCGAUGAAAAAGAUAGCAAUGCAACUUCCACAGUAACUAAUGAGGGUUUAGUCAGUAACUUGCCCGAAGCUAAAGCAGAUGUACAGAAACAAGGUUCUGCUGUUUGGGAUGAGACUGAAGAUGGAAGUGACAAGAAACCAACCGAGGAUGAUGUUUUGUUAGAACAAAAGUUAAAAGCUGAAAGAGAGAAUCUUCGUAGGAAGGAAAUAGAAGCUCUUGCAGAGGAAACUUUGUCUAGAGGUGAUAGAAUGUUUGUGUAUCCUCUCAUUGCAAAACCUGAUGAAGACAUAGAAGUGUUUCUCAACAGGACUCUAUCAACUCUGAACAACGAACCAGAUGUUUUGAUCAUGGGGGCGUUUAACGACUGGAGAUGGAAAUCUUUCUCCAGGAGAUUAGAAAAGACAGAGCUCCAUGGAGAUUGGCUGUCAUGUCUCCUUCACAUCCCCAAAGAAGCUUAUAAGAUGGACUUUGUGUUCUUCAACGGACAGAGUGUUUAUGACAACAAUGACUCAAAAGACUUCUGUGUAGAUGUAAAAGGAGGGAUGGACAGAGUUGAGUUUGAGAAUUUUCUUCUUGAAGAGAAAUGGAGAGAGCAAGAGAAGUUAGCCAAGGAAGAAGCUGAGAGGGAAAGGCAAGAGGAAGAAAAGAGAAGAAUCGAAGCAAGAAAGGCUGCCAUUGAAGCUGAUAGAGAACAAGCUAAAGUGGAGACUCAGAAGAGACGUGAGAUGCUACAACCAGCUCUUCAGAAAGCUGUAAUCUCUUCUAAGAAUGUUUGGUACAUUGAGCCAAAUGAUUUCAAAGCUGGUGAUAAAGUGAAGAUAUAUUACAAUAAAAGCUUUGGUCCUCUAGCUUAUGCCAAAGAGAUAUGGAUACAUGGAGGGUUUAAUAACUGGGUUGAUGGAUUAUCUAUCGUUGAAAAGCUAAAGACUGAUUCAAAGAGUGAAGAUUGGUGGUUUGCUGAAGUCAUAGUGCCCGUUGGUGCUCUAGUCAUUGACUGGGUCUUUGCUGAUGGACCACCUAAAGAAGCAUUUUUGUAUGACAAUAAUAGUCUCCAAGAUUUCCACGCACUUGUUCCUCUAAGAACUUCAGAAGAGCUUUUCUGGUCAGAGGAAGAAAGCUUGAUGUUUAGGAAACUUCAGGAAGAGAGACGGUUAAAAGAGGAAGCUAUGCGUGUUAAGAUGGAGAAAACAGCUCGUUUGAAAGCUGAAACUAAGGAAAGAACUCUUAAAAAGUUUCUGCUUUCUCAGAAAGAUGUAGUUUACACAGAGCCUCUAGAGAUUCAAGCGGGAAGACCUGUGACAGUUUUCUACAAUCCUUCAAACACGGUUUUGAAUGGGAAGCCUGAGGUUUGGUUUAGAUGCUCUUUCAAUCGUUGGACUCAUCGGUUAGGUCCUUUGCCUCCUCAGAAAAUGGAAGCAGCUGAUGAUGGAAGCUCCCACGUGAAGACUUCAGCUAAGGUCCCAUUAGAUGCUUACAUGAUGGACUUUGUUUUCUCCGAGAAAGAAGAUGGCGGAGUGUUUGAUAACAGAUAUGGUUUGGAUUAUCACUUACCUGUAGUGGGAGCUAUUGCUAAGGAACCACCAUUGCACAUUGUUCAUAUUGCUGUUGAAAUGGCACCCAUUGCAAAGGUUGGAGGACUAGGUGAUGUUGUCACUAGUCUAUCUCGUGCUGUUCAAGAAUUAAACCAUAAUGUUGAUAUCAUCUUUCCAAAGUAUGAUUGCAUAAAGUACAACUUUGUGAAGGACUUGCAGUUCAAUAGAAGCUAUCACUGGGGAGAAACUGAAAUAAAAGUUUGGCAUGGAAAAGUUGAAGGCGUUUCAGUUUACUUCUUAGAUCCGCAGAAUGGGUUAAGCUUUGUGCAGUUCUCUUUAAUCUAUUUCCACAAUCCCUUCAUGAAGAAGUGUUGUGCUUGUUGCUUGAUCUGUUGCAGGUUGUUCCAGAGAGGAUGUGUUUACGGUUGUGCAGAUGAUGCAGCAAGAUUUGGUUUCUUCUGUCACGCUGCUCUUGAGUUCCUUCUACAAGGAGGUUUUCAUCCAGACAUUCUUCACUGUCACGACUGGUCUAGUGCACCAGUUUCAUGGUUGUUCAAGGAUCAGUACACGCAUUACGGUUUGAUUAAAACACGAGUUGUCUUCACAAUCCAUAACUUGGAGUUUGGAGCAGGUGCCAUUGGUAGAGCCAUGACAUUUGCAGACAAAGCCACAACAGUUUCACGAACAUAUGCAAAGGAAGUUGCUGGAAACUCUGUAAUCUCUCCGCAUCUAUACAAGUUUCACGGAAUAGUAAACGGGAUCGAUCCAGAUAUAUGGGAUCCAUACAACGAUAGCUUCAUUCCAGUGCCUUAUACUUCAGAGAACGUUGUAGAAGGCAAAAGAGCAGCCAAGGAAGAGUUACAAAACAGGCUUGGACUAAAGAGUGCUGAUCUUCCUUUAGUAGGAAUCAUUACUCGCUUAACUCACCAGAAAGGAAUACAUUUGAUCAAACACGCUAUUUGGCGUACCUUGGAACGCAAUGGACAGGUUGUGUUGCUAGGCUCAGCUCCUGAUCCUCGGAUCCAAAAUGAUUUCGUGAACUUGGCAAAUCAGUUACAUUCUACUCAUGGUGACCGAGCUCGGCUUGUUCUUACCUAUGAUGAACCUCUUUCCCAUUUGAUCUAUGCUGGGGCUGACUUUAUUCUUGUACCAUCGAUAUUUGAGCCGUGUGGACUUACACAGCUCAUAGCCAUGAGAUACGGUGCUGUUCCUGUCGUAAGAAAAACUGGAGGACUCUAUGACACGGUUUUUGAUGUGGACCAUGAUAAAGAAAGGGCACAAGCUCAAGUUCUAGAACCUAAUGGCUUCAGUUUUGAUGGGGCUGAUGCUCCUGGUGUGGACUAUGCUCUCAAUAGGGCGAUAUCAGCUUGGUACGAUGGUAGAGAGUGGUUUAACUCGCUGUGUAAGACGGUGAUGGAGCAAGACUGGUCAUGGAAUCGUCCUGCACUUGAGUACAUUGAGCUCUAUCACUCUGCACGCAAGUGAGAAGAAGAAAAAAGAAAACAUGAAAGUUGUAAGAUCAAAUUCUCUUUGUAUGUACAGAAAUAAGCUAUAGGAAGUUUGAUCCUUUCUUCUCCAUGUAACGUUCCUAAAUCAUUCAAAGAUCAUAUGGAUUAUAAUCUUGUAAUUUUGAAAAAAAAUAAAGCUAAGAAAAUUAAUAUUCC
This is a messenger RNA of Eruca vesicaria subsp. sativa (arugula), 3674 nucleotides long. NCBI's taxonomy places the organism in Eukaryota, Viridiplantae, Streptophyta, Magnoliopsida, Brassicales, Brassicaceae. The record is from the annotation of a GenBank genome assembly.